This is a messenger RNA of Hydra vulgaris (swiftwater hydra), 1079 nucleotides long. Its product is annotated as eukaryotic translation initiation factor 4H. Gene Ontology annotation, molecular function: RNA binding. Lineage: Eukaryota; Metazoa; Cnidaria; Hydrozoa; Anthoathecata; Hydridae. The record is from RefSeq and is a predicted model, not a curated record.
ACUCCUAAAAUAAUAUUAUUAACUUUCAAGUGAAAUUACUUUUAAGUUGAUGUAACUAAUGACCAAAAGUUUUUAAAAAUGGCGGACCCAAAUGGCGAAUGGGGUCCUGAUGGAACUUUUUAUGACAAAAUGGAUCCUGGGCCAUACGAAACUCAAAGAGGUGGAGAAUAUGAUAGUUAUGGAGGAUCAGGGAGGUUUCAUGGAGGUUAUGAUGAUCGAAGAGGAGCUGGAAAUCGAUAUAACGACAGAAGAGGUGGAGGUGGAGGUGGAGAUACAUCAGGUAGACAUGAUGUACCAAAUGAACCUCCAUUCGUUGCAUAUGUAGGAAACCUUCCUUAUCAGUGUGUGCAGGGAGAUAUUGAUGCUAUAUUCAAUGAUUUAAAAGUAAAAAGUGUUCGUUUAGUUAGAGAUAGAGAGACCGACAAGUUUAAAGGAUUUUGCUACGUUGAAUUUGAAGACCAGAAAUCUUUAUUAAGUGCAAUUGAAUUUGAUGGUGCAGAGUUUGCUGAUAGAAAUCUUCGUGUAAAUGUUGCACCCGCUAGAGAUAAAAAAGAAGGUGGUGGACGCGGUCGAGGUAGAGGAAGGGGUGGUCAUGAAGGUGGUAGAGGAGGUGGAUCUCACGAUGACGGAUUCAGAAGUAAUCGCGGACAUUCCGAUAGAGGAGGAGGUGAUAGGUGGAAUCGUGGAGGUGGUGGGGGUAGUCACCGACAAGAAAGAAGACAGCCACACCUAGAGGAAUUUAAAGAACCAAACCCCGAGGAACUUUCGCGGCGGCCGAAAUUGAAUCUUCUUCCUCGCUCCACUAAAGAACCAGUUCUUGAAGUAGCAGAUAAAGUACAGCAAUUAAAUAUUUUUGGGGGCGCCAAGCCUAGAGAUGAAACUAAAUAUGAAAACAGAAUAAAAAAAGAAUAAAAGAUACCGUUGAGUGGUUUAUUUAAUUCUUACCAAGUUCGUGGUAUCUUCAUAUAUAUAUUGAGAUAUCACGAAGAAAAUGAUCUACUCCUUUUUCCGAAUUGAACAGUUUGUAUGCUUUAAUGUAUUAGCGUCAGGCACAUCUAAAAUACAGAUCCUUGUUUUUA